Molecule: messenger RNA, 1686 nt
Organism: Chenopodium quinoa (quinoa)
Lineage: Eukaryota; Viridiplantae; Streptophyta; Magnoliopsida; Caryophyllales; Amaranthaceae
Product: lipoyl synthase, chloroplastic-like
Exons: 8
Coding region: 380-1525 (381 amino acids)
Biological process (GO): lipoate biosynthetic process
Cellular component (GO): mitochondrion; chloroplast
Molecular function (GO): lipoate synthase activity; 4 iron, 4 sulfur cluster binding
Source: RefSeq, a predicted model, not a curated record
AGCAUACACCCUCGUGGUAGGCAGCCUGCUUUCGCACCAAAACUCUCAAAUAUGGUACCUAUUUGGACACCUAAUUUGACCGAGUUUUAGUAUAAGCAUAGAUCCUUGGUUAGGUUGUAAAAUUCAUUGUAUCAUUGUGAGUUUGUGACUGUGUUUCCUUGUACAUCUUGAUGUGUUUUGACCAAAAACUGAGUUGGCCAACAGUAUAAGCUCAACUUAUAAGAUCGAAGUGGUGAACAGUAACACAUUUGUUAACCAACCCAUUCCUCGUAAUCAUCGAAAGAAUCACUGCUACUCUACAUUCUCCAUUGAAAUACACUCAACUUUGUAUCCUCCAUUGAAGCAGCUUCCCAGUGUUGCAGAACUCAUUGAUGUUGUGAUGGAACUUGAAAUUAUACAUUUCCUCCCUGGGUCAAGGGCGGCCGCCCCUCGUGCCCUGGCUCAGGGACGGGCCUGUUACAAACCAUUUAACAUAAGGUGCAAAAUCACCUCAAAGCUGAGUUCUUCAAGAACCACGAUAAGUGCUGACUUGCCUGAAUCUGAGGAGACGGCGAAGUUGAAAUCGAAUCCCUAUCCCGGAGGAAUGGGACCCCACACGGGGAGAGACCCAAAUGUAUCGAAACCGAAUUGGUUGAGGCAGAAAGCUCCCCAAGGGAAGAAAUUUGAGGAGGUGAAAGAGUCACUUUCUCGCUUGAAUCUCCACACUGUUUGUGAGGAAGCCCAGUGCCCCAACAUUGGAGAGUGUUGGAAUGGGGGUGGGGAUGGAAUUGCAACUGCCACGAUAAUGGUUCUUGGUGAUACGUGUACUCGUGGUUGCAGAUUUUGUGCUGUUAAAACGAGCAAAAACCCUGCACCACCUGAUCCAAUGGAACCAGAGAAUACUGCUACUGCUGUUGUAAGUUGGGGUGUUGAUUACAUCGUUCUAACAAGUGUUGAUCGUGAUGAUUUGCUUGAUGGUGGAAGUGGCCAUUUUGCUCAAACAGUCAAAGCCAUGAAGAAACUCAAGCCUGAAAUCAUGGUUGAAUGUUUAACUUCUGAUUUUAGGGGAGACUUGAAGGCUGUAGAUACUCUGGUGCACUCGGGAUUAGAUGUUUUUGCUCACAACAUUGAAACUGUCAAGCGGCUUCAGAGAAUAGUUAGAGAUCCUCGGGCAGGGUAUGAACAGAGCAUGUCAGUGCUCAAGCAUGCAAAAAUUAGCAAGGAUGGGAUGAUCACAAAAACUUCAAUCAUGCUAGGGCUUGGGGAAACAGAUGAUGAAUUGAAGGAAGCCAUGGCUGAUCUUCGAGCCAUUGAUGUAGACAUUCUGACACUUGGACAAUAUUUACAACCAACACCAUUGCACCUCACCGUUAAAGAGUAUGUUACUCCUGAGAAAUUUGCUUUUUGGAAAGAGUAUGGAGAAGCUUUAGGUUUUCGCUAUGUUGCUAGUGGCCCACUCGUACGCUCAUCAUAUCGAGCAGGAGAGCUCUUUGUGCAGACCAUGGUGAAGGAAAGAGCUAAAGACUCAUUGAGCAAAAAGUUCUAGCUCUAUGUUCAACUUAGGAAUCACACAUAGGCCAAAACAAGCUAGUAGAUUUUUUUUAUGAAUGUUUUAUACAGCGAUAGCAGAUGUGAAGCACUAGUUCACUAUGCAUCAAAUUUAUUGAACUCAUUCAAUUUAGUAAUAUAUAUCUAUUCUUUUGCUGA